GUUGGUGAGGCAGACUUAGUUGAUGCGCUCUAUGGAGAUCAUAAACGUCGCCGAAUGAUUCGGCUUGGCAGAUGGACACAUGCGCACGAGGUUCCCCAGCACGAAGACGUCAUCGCGAACUUUAGACACAUUCCCUACAGUGUUAAUAUCGACGAAGCAUUGGCUCCUCACAGUCAACUCCUCACGAAUAUUUUGGAGCAACCUGAUCCUGUGAAGAUGCGCAACGCAGUCCCAGUGCUUGGGUAUCUUGCCGACCUAUCAGAGAAAACGGGUCGCAAGCAGACUACUGUGCCAUAUUGUGGUGAUCUGUCUCUUACAGACUGUGCUCAGAUUGCGAACUGGGUCUACCAUCGCAUCCCUGGUGCAUCAAAACAAAUUGUUAAUUGGCUAAACUGUGCUACCUAUGCGCAUGCGUGCACUAUUGUAAUCGCAAAACGGAAGAAGAAUCGACUCCAGGAGAUGGCCGAACAUAUUUUGACUGAACCAAAUGCGAUACUCCAGGCGGCCUGGCUUGACCUCCAACUUAGCUAUGAUCCGUCUGCGAUGGAUGUCGAUGUUGAUCUGGAGUGCCUUGGCAUACUCGAACAGCGAAUGUUCGAACUCUCGUUGGCCGCAGGUGCUGCAGGGAAUGAACAAUGGGGAAAAGACGCUGGCACGCACCAAGACCGUUGGAAUCCAUAUGAGGGUCUCCCCGAGCACUGGAAUCAUGGUGAC
This is a messenger RNA of Suillus fuscotomentosus, 714 nucleotides long. RefSeq lists its product as uncharacterized. The annotation marks the transcript as partial. Lineage: Eukaryota; Fungi; Basidiomycota; Agaricomycetes; Boletales; Suillaceae. The transcript is spliced from 3 exons. The record is from RefSeq and is a predicted model, not a curated record.